AUGCAGUUACAAGUUACAACAAUAUCGGAGCUUCAUAAAAGACUAGAAGAUUUCGUUCGAUUGAAAAUUCACCAUUUACAAGAGUAUAACAAGGAGCUUGGCAUGGAAUAUGAUGUGACCUAUGAACCAGAGCGUCCCCUCGAGCCGACAAGUGAAGAUGAGCCAGCACCAGAGGUAUAG
This is a messenger RNA of Penicillium angulare, 180 nucleotides long. RefSeq lists its product as uncharacterized. The transcript has a single exon. The record is from RefSeq and is a predicted model, not a curated record. NCBI's taxonomy places the organism in Eukaryota, Fungi, Ascomycota, Eurotiomycetes, Eurotiales, Aspergillaceae. The coding region runs from base 1 to 180 and encodes 59 amino acids.